Messenger RNA from Amaranthus tricolor (Joseph's coat), 1503 nucleotides. Its product is annotated as UV-B-induced protein At3g17800, chloroplastic-like. Lineage: Eukaryota; Viridiplantae; Streptophyta; Magnoliopsida; Caryophyllales; Amaranthaceae. The record is from RefSeq and is a predicted model, not a curated record. The transcript has 3 exons. The coding region runs from base 158 to 1393 and encodes 411 amino acids.
UAUAUAUCCAAUGUUUAUUGCCAACAUUUUCCCAAGAAGAUUUUGUAUGACCGCAUACUACAAAAAAGUGACAAAUUCUCCGACAAUUUAGAAUAUUGCCUCUUGGUUUUCCCGUCUUCCCUUCCAUUGGAUCUCUAGCUAGCAGAUACCAAGAAAGAUGCAGGUUUCAGGUACAAUCAGUGAUGUUUUGGUACCAAUUCGAUCAAAUGGCUUUUAUCAUUCUCUUUCAUUCAAGAAUAUUCUGCAACCUUUCUCAGAUUCUAAGUUUCCCUUUCUUUCUUACUCUGCAAAUUUUAAUAAAAGCUCUAGUUCAUUUUACAUUGGAAAGCUGGCCACCGGAAUGGACGAAAACAAGUCAAAGAAAUUUUUGAUGAGAGCAUCUUAUCAUUAUAGAGAGGAUUCGCCUCCAAUUGCUCCUGUUCUAUUGGAGACUACAGCUGGGAAACUGUUGAUCCAAAUAUUGGAAAAACAUCAAGAUCAUUUUUCUUUAGCCAUAGAACAUCAACUUCAGAACAUGAAAAAUGUCAGAGAUGCUCAAGAGGAAGGUUUAAAAUCACCUAGAGCUACGUUCCUUGAUAGGAGAAUAUUUGAAGUAAGAGAGAUGGAUAGGCGGCAGGUUGUGGAAGAUAUAAUAUACUGCGCAAUUGUAAACAAAUUUACAGAGAAACAUAUUUACAUGAUCGCAAAGUUAAAACCAAGUUCAAAUUAUUCUGGCAGGGUGGAUUACUGGCCCAACCAAAUACAGAUACUCGGAUCUGUGCAUUCUUCAGAAGCGUUUGAGCUGAUACAAAGUCAUUUGUGGCAUGUUCUAGGGAACCGACAUGUGGGUCCCUUGUAUAAUGUUGUUGAAAUGAGCAAAAUAAAACUUGGAAAGCUCUAUGCUGCAUCUAUAAUGUACGGUUAUUUUCUUCGGAGAGUUGAUCAGAGAUACCAAUUAGAGAAAACCAUGCGAACUCUUCCUGAGGAAAAUGUCAAUAAAACUGUGAUGACUCGGGGCAAAUCAUCUCAAAUCCCGUUUUGGGAUCCAGAUCCAGUCACUAAAAUUCCAGUCGAUGAGAUUCCUAGAUUGGGGGAACCCUUUACGAUUGUUAAUGGUAAGUCCAAUAAAUUGAAGUCAUAUGUUAAGAACUUUGAUGAUGAAACUCUUCUCAGGUACGCUAACGUAAGAUCCAGGGAAGCAAUGUCUUUGAUUGAAAGGCAGACACAAGCCGUGUUCGGUCGACCUGAUAUAAAGAUUGUUGACGGGGGUGCGUUAAUGUCAGAUGAUGAUGAAGCCGUUAUGAUUACUUUCUCAGGAUUGAUAAUGCUACUCUUAGAGGCAGUUGCAUUUGGGUCAUUUUUGUGGGAUUCAGAAGACUAUGUUGAUUCAAAGUACCGUUUUAUUGAUAGCUAAAGGAACUUAUAUGGUAUUUUCUUUCUUGUUUCGAAAGAUUUUACAUUGGAUUUCAAUGAAAUUACAAAAUUUUGUUUAGUUAUGUUGAUAAAACUACAAUAGUUUGUGUA